Molecule: messenger RNA, 645 nt
Organism: Paramecium primaurelia
Lineage: Eukaryota; Ciliophora; Oligohymenophorea; Peniculida; Parameciidae
Source: the annotation of a GenBank genome assembly
AUGCAAACUUAAAUUAAAUCAUAAUUAUAUUAAGAAGAAAACAUCCCAAUCAAUAAUUCACAUUUAGGAUAGAAUUAAACUAAUGAAAUUAAUUAAGAAAUGAAUAAGAUUACAUCCUCAAUACCAGUUCAUGAGAAAACUAAACUUCCUAAAGAUUCUAAAGUAUAUAUGAAUAAGAGUAAAAUUCCAGGGUUUUAAGAAGUAUAAAUUAAUUGGUCACAACGAGUUGCAUAAUAAUAAAUUGUAGCUUAUUAAAUAUAUUCUGAAGUGAAUUAAAUACCCUAAUCAUGUGUAUAGUAAAAAAAUAAUUAAUAAUUUUCAAUGCCUUAAAGUAUGGCAUAUUAACCUGGAUCUGGUAUUCCAACUCGUAAAAAUUUAACAUAAAUUCCAAAGAUGAGACAUUCAUAAUAUCUAUAAUGUAAAUGGUGUAAUUAAGAAGUACAUUCUUAAGUUGAAUAUAGAAUUGGAUCAGCUUAAUUAUUACUUUGUCUAUUUCUUUUACCUGCAUUUGGAAUUGGCUUAAUAUUUGUAUGUUGUGAUGUAAUAAUUAAUAUAAUUGCAUAGACUUAUAAAGACUGUUAUCAUUUUUGCACUAAUUGUUCAUGUGAAAUGGGAAUAGUAAAAUUGAUUGGUUUUAAUUCUUGA